Messenger RNA from Triticum aestivum (bread wheat), 1740 nucleotides. RefSeq lists its product as uncharacterized. The coding region runs from base 1 to 1482 and encodes 493 amino acids. The transcript is spliced from 3 exons. The record is from RefSeq and is a predicted model, not a curated record. NCBI's taxonomy places the organism in Eukaryota, Viridiplantae, Streptophyta, Magnoliopsida, Poales, Poaceae.
AUGCCAAGCACAUGCCAAAGGCUGUUCCUUUCCUUCUGUCAGAGCAGAGCCAGCGCCCUUCCCUUCCCUCCCCUUCCCUCGGACUCUUCGACCGGCUUCACCAAAGCAUUCCCUCCCCCAAAAUCACCCAAAGCCCUCUCCGGCCCGCUCUCCUCUUCAGCUGCUACCAAAUCCAUCGCCGCCGCCGCCUCCGCGGAAAUGCUGCUCCCGCUCCGUCGCCUCUCCGGCCACCUCCGCCGCGCCGCCUCCGCCUCCGCGCUGCUCCCGCCCCGUGGCCUGCACGGCCACCUCCGUCGCCCCCUCUCCGCCGCCUCGCCCCCUCCCUGGGCGAUGAUCUACCGCAUAUCGGUCACGCCGAACACCACCCGAGACGCGUCCUUCUGGCUCGCGCCGCCGCCGUCAGCCACUCUCUUCUCCCUCCCCGAGCGGGUGUUCAGCAGCAUGGAGCACCCCCGCGCCGGCGGGUACACCGACAACUACGCCAGCGUCGUCUUCGCCUCGAGCGGCGACGGCCUCCUCCUCCUCAAAGCUACCUGGCAUCGCUUCAGCGCUCACGCCAGCCUGGACAGCCCAAGGCCAAGGGAAGUGCUCGCCAAGGAGGAGCACGUGCUCUACGUGUGCAACCCCGUUACCGGUCAGCUGGUCCGCCUCCCGCCCUCCUGGGGCACGAAGCAUUUGACAACGGCCACGGGGCUCCUCACCCAAGCCGACCGUGGGCGCGGGCCGCCUAAGAGGUACGCCGCCGCCGAGCUCAUCGAGGCGCUCAAGGACGACGUGGUGCACUUCGUGUUGUGUCGGUUCCGCUCCGAGACUGGAAAGUGGGACGUCAAGGAGCGGCUGUCCCCGCUGCCGCCUGGGCGACUGAUGCGCAUGAGGAAUCACGAAGUGCUGGCUUUCGCAGGCCGUCUGUGGUGGGUGGACGUGAGCUGGGGCGCCGUCUCCGCCGACCCGUUCAAGGACGAGCCUCAGCUCGGCCAUGUCAAGCUGCCGGAAGGCAGCGAGCUUCCUGACCAAGACGCCAAUGAGGGGUUAGAGCUUACCAAGCACAGACGCAUGGGGGUCAGCGACGGCAGACUGCUAUAUGUGGAGGUUUCAGAGGAGGAGCCAUUUCAGAUCAAGUCGUUCGUGCUGGAUGGUGAGAGCGGCCCCUGGGCGCUGCAGCACCAGGUGUCUCUUGACACGCUGUGGCCCAAUGGUGGGGAUGGUACCAAGGAGAGGCCUUUGGUUGUGGCCAUUGAUCCCCUCAACACUGACCUGCUGUACCUCAACAUGGGCAGUGAAGAAAUUGUUAGCGUCGACUUGCGCAGGAACAGGGUCAUUGGUGCGUAUUCUGUGUUGAGCAGUGACAUUCCUACAAGAUGCCGCUUGGCAAAUAUCUUCCUGCCAUGCGUGCUUCCUUCAUUCCUCGGAUCAAGCCUGAUUCCAGGCAAGCGGAAAACUAUAGCGGAUACUCUGGUUCGUGUAGACAGUUGCAAGAAAUGAAGGUUGCCUAGAACUAACAAAUGUACUUGCUCUAGUGAUUUCUGAAGCUGAUGGCAGUAGUUUGCUCAACUCUCGUUUUGUCGAAAAUCUGGAGGUCUCUGGGUGUUUUUAGAGUUGGUCCCGUUUUGGGGAUAAACUUGAGAAGUUUGGCCUUGUUGUAGUUUGCUGAUGAACCAUCUCCUUCCGGGGAAAAUAUGGGAGUUGUUCUGCGCUUCCAGUCAAGCUGGAACAUUUCAGUAGAUUUACUCAAUUAGAUCA